This is a messenger RNA of Prunus mume (Japanese apricot), 1532 nucleotides long. RefSeq names its product polyadenylate-binding protein-interacting protein 12-like. Gene Ontology annotation, molecular function: RNA binding. Lineage: Eukaryota; Viridiplantae; Streptophyta; Magnoliopsida; Rosales; Rosaceae. The record is from RefSeq and is a predicted model, not a curated record.
GAGCGGGGGAAGGGCGUUGGUUCGGCUUCGGCGAAUCGGAACCCGGAGGCUGCAUCGCAGGAUGGCGGAGCUGCUGCUGCGGCUGCUGCAUCCAACGAUCAGGAUCAGUCCAAGCACAACGCCGCCCCUUUACGACACCGUCUCGAUCAGAGCCUGUAUGUGAUGGUUACGCCGCCGCCCAACGGCAACGGCAAUAUCAACGGCAUCAGCAGCAACAACAACGGCAGCAACCAGAAGGUGGGUCAGCUGGGGACCUUCGAUCACGUGGCGAAGAUCGGGGGGCAGCAGGUGAAUCAUCAUCAUCAGCAUCAGCAGCAGCGAUCCAACGGCGGGGAUUUUCAGAUGAGUAAUGGGGAUCAUCACGACGUGGACAGGGACAUGAGGGAGCUGAGGGAGCUGUUCUCUAAGCUCAACCCCAUGGCUGAGGAGUUUGUGCCUCCUUCACUUGCUAACGGUCAUGGACUUAAUGCUGGCUUUGUUAACAUGGCACUAAUGAUGCAAAAUGGCAACAGAAAUGGACAAGUUAAUGGCUUUGGUGCUGGUCGACGGAGAAACAAUCAAGGGAAACGGAGAAUCAACAGCAGGACAAGUCUAGCGCAGCGAGAAGAUAGAAUUCGAAGGACUGUGUAUGUGUCUGACAUUGAUCAACAGGUCACUGAGGAACAGCUUGCAGCUCUCUUUGUUACUUGUGGGCAGGUUGUUGACUGCCGAAUUUGCGGUGACCCUAAUUCUGUUCUCCGUUUUGCCUUUAUAGAGUUCACUGACGAAGAUGGUGCACGAGCUGCUUUGAGUCUGGCUGGGACAAUGCUUGGAUUCUACCCUGUUAGGGUGUUGCCCUCUAAGACAGCUAUUGCACCUGUUAACCCUACAUUCUUGCCUCGGACUGAAGAUGAACGUGAGAUGUGUGCACGAACUAUCUAUUGUACAAAUAUUGACAAAAAGGUUGCCCAAGCUGAUGUCAAACUCUUUUUUGAAUCUGUCUGUGGAGAGGUUUAUCGUCUGAGGCUACUAGGGGACUAUCACCACUCUACUCGCAUUGCCUUUGUUGAGUUUGUGAUGGCUGAAAGUGCAAUUGCUGCUCUCAACUGUAGUGGUGUGGUUUUGGGAUCAUUGCCAAUCAGGGUAAGUCCAUCAAAGACACCUGUUCGUCCACGCUCUCCUCGCCUUCCCAUACAUUGAGUCAUCUUUGGCAUCCCAGACUGAUUUACGGUUCCGGUUGGAAAUAUAUUUAAAUACACAUACAACUUAUGUAAAGAUGUUCUCCGUGCCUCUGGUCGUUCUGCUUUUAUCUAUACUUUUCCUCGGCCUUCAUAGCCUUGGAUCUUUUGAUCUCUUUUUAGAGUUUAUUAUGAUGUUCUGGAAUAUAGAGUUGGACAAAAACCUUGAGGCUUAAAAGAUGAAUUCCAUGUAUUAUUGUUCAUUUUGGUUUGGUCUUUCUCUUAAGACUAAACGCUGCAAAGUAGUUUCUGACAUAUAUUAAAGACCCUUUUAACAGCCUUCUGUAAGUUAAUGGAAAUCGUCCUUUUGGUUAA